This is a messenger RNA of Mustela erminea (ermine), 633 nucleotides long. RefSeq names its product secondary ossification center associated regulator of chondrocyte maturation (gene SNORC). Gene Ontology annotation, biological process: cartilage development. NCBI's taxonomy places the organism in Eukaryota, Metazoa, Chordata, Mammalia, Carnivora, Mustelidae. The record is from RefSeq and is a predicted model, not a curated record. The transcript is spliced from 3 exons. Gene Ontology annotation, cellular component: cell periphery. The coding region runs from base 61 to 582 and encodes 173 amino acids.
UCUUAAGCUCUGCUGUGUGUGUGUGUGUGUGUGCGUGUGUGUGUGUGUGUGCGCGCGCUUAUGUGUGGGGGGCGGGCACGGUGUCCCAGGAGGACAGAGUUUGCAUUGAUGAAAACCCUUCCCAGCCCUUUGAUACCUCCUUCCCGCCGCUGUGAAGUUAAGGAGCUCAGUCCUCGGUGUGUCCCGCUCUCCGGCCGCGCUCCCUCACAGGCCAGGAUGGCAUUCUGUCUGGUCCUGCGCAUGGCGCUGCUGCUGCUCUCCGGGGUCCUGGCCCCAGCAGUGCUCACAGCCGAGGGUCCGCAGGAGCCUGCGCCCACCCUGUGGAACGAGCCCGCCGAGCUGCCGUCGGGAGAGGGCCCCGUGGAAAGCACCAGCCCCGCCCGGGAGCCCGCGGCCACCGGGCCCCUGGCCCCCACCGCCGCGCCGGGCCCCGAGGACAGCACGGCGCGGGAGCCGCUGGACCCGGGCAGCGGCUCGCUGGGGCCCGGCGCCAUCGCCGCCAUCGUCAUCGCCGCCCUGCUGGCCACCUGCGUGGUGCUGGCGCUCGUCGUCGUCGCGCUGAGAAAGUUUUCCGCCUCCUGAAGCGAAUAAAGGGGCCGCGCCCCCGCCGCACGGCGCGACUCGGCUGCAACC